UCAUGUGUCAGUGAACAGCAGAGACUCCAGGCAGCUGCUCUCUGCAGGUUUGAUGCCCCGUUCAAAGGCUGGUUGCUUAUGCUGAAAAUGACGCUGCCUCUCCGCCGUGUAGGAAUGGCAACCACUGGGAACCUUUCUGAAGAGCAGGUGCACUGCUCCAUCUGUCUCGACGUCUUCACCAACCCCGUAUCCAUCCCCUGCGGACACAACUUCUGCCAGGGUUGCAUCCUGGGAUACUGGAAAACCAGCCCUUUGUUCCAGUGUCCCAUGUGUAAGAAGUCCUUCCACAAGAGGCCUGAUAUUAGCGUCAACACUGUGCUGAGGGAGAUCGCAGAGCAGUUCAAGGAGAUUAGGGUUCGAGGUGUGGAAGGGAAGGUGAGCAAAGAGGAGGAAGAGGUGAAAGAAAAGAAGUGGACGAUGGAGAGAAAGAAAAAGGAGGAUGAGGAGAGGCUUUUGGAGAAAGACCAGAAGCAGCAGCUUCUGGAGGAGCUGAAGGAGAAGCAAGUGGAGGAGAGGAGGAAGAAAGAGCAGUCAAAGCAAAAGCCAGAAGAGAAGAAGCCACUACGUGAGGAGUUACCUCCGUUAAUCCCUCCUGUGUUCUUACCCAAAACCUCUCCGCCCUCCCCCCAAGCCACCGCUCAGGAUCCACCACCUCCACUGCCCCGGACCUCACCUCCACCCUCACCUCAAACCCUACCUUCCUCCUCACUCCCACAUCCCUCCUGGGAGGAGGAUGUCCUGUGCGAUGUCUGCCUCGGGGAGGGAAGGCCCAAAGCGGUCAAAGCCUGCCUCGUGUGUCUGACUUCCUACUGUGAGGAGCAUCUGAAGUCUCACUCCGCCAGGUUCACCAAGCACAAGCUAAUGGAUCCUGUUGCUAACAUGGAGGACAGGAUGUGUCCAAAGCAUGAGCGUCUCCUGGAGCUGUUCUGUAAGAAGGAUCAGACUUGUGUGUGCGUGCUCUGUACCGAGACGGACCACAGGGCGCACUACACUGUCCCGGUGGAGAGGGAAUGGAUGGAGAAAAAGGCCCAGCUGAAGAGGACAGAAAUAGACGUCCAGCAGAUGAUCCAGGACAGAGUGAAAAAGAUGGAGGACAUUAAACACUCUCUAGAGCUCAGCAAAGCCAGUGCUCAGAGAGAGAUCGAGGAAAGCAUGCAGGUCUUCUCAGAGCUGGUGCGCUCCAUCCAGAGGACUCAAGCCGAGCUGGUUUUGGCCAUCGAGGAGAAGCAGAUGCAGACGGAGAGGUGGGCCGGAGGCCUCAUCACUGAACUGGAGCAGGAAAUCUCUGAGCUGAAGAGGAGGAACACAGACCUGGAAAAUGUGGCUCGGACCGACCACAUUAAUUUCUUAAAGAGCUUCCCCGCCCUUAGCACUCCACCAUCUGUUAAAGACUGGUCUGAGACCAGUGUUCCCACUGACAUGUGUGUGGGUAUGAUCAGGAGAUCUGUGGCAAAACUGGAGGCAACAUUGAAUGAAAUGAUCAACAAACUGUCUGAGAGCGAGAUCCAAAGGAUUCAGAAAUAUACAGUGGAUGUCACUCUGGACCCUGACACAGCCAACCCGUGGCUGCAGCUUUCUCAGGACAGACAUCAGGUGAGACACCUGGGAGCGUGGCAGGACCUCCCAGACCACCCUGAGCGCUUUGACACGGUGGUCAUCGUCCUGGGCCGUGACGGUUUCACCUCUGGGAGACAUUACUGGGAAGUCCAGGUGGGGGACAAGGAUGACUGGUAUCUGGGAGUAGCCAGGUCUUCUGUGAACAGAAAGGGCAGGAUCUCUGUGAGCACCACUCAAGGCUACUGGGCUCUGGCCAUGAAGAAAGGCCAGGGGUACCGGGCGUCAACAUCUCCACCGUUACUGCUCCCCCUCGACCCCAAGCCCAAGCGAGUGGGCGUAUAUGUGGACUACGAAGAGGGGCAGGUAUCAUUUUAUGACGUGAGAGCUCGGACUCAUAUUUACACAUUCAAAGAUACGUUCACGGGGAAGAUUCUGCCGUUUUUCUACCUGUACUGCUGCGACAAAGCCUCUGAUACCAUCAUGAUCUGUCCUGUGAAUGAGAAAACCCUGAUCAAGUAAAACUAAGGACAUAUCUGACAGUAAAAACAACACAGGGAAGCUCUUGUGAAAAGUGAAUACAGCCUGUAUUUUGUCAUAGGCUAACCUGCUUUAAUCAAAUCCCGUGUUUUAUGUUUUAUGUAUAUUUAUUACAUGUAUAAUUUAGUUCAACUAAUAUGUUAAUUGUAUAUGUAAUUGUAAAUGUGUUGUAUUGUUUGCUUUCUUGUUGGGAGUUAAAUAAGAAGAUUAAGACCACUGUCAUGUCUGUCUGUUUAAUAUGAAGCACCAAGCAGCAGGCAGUUAGCGAGUCUGAGGAGAGACAGCUAGCUUGACUCUGUCCUAAUGUAACACGAUCUAAAUGUAACCAGUACUUCUCAAAUUCAGUCAUUUUAAGGAAUAGGUUGACAUUCACUACCUUUUUUUUUUUUUUUUUGCUGAGAGUUGGAUGAAAAGAUUUACACCACUCUCAUGUCUGUGUGCUAAAUAAGCUAGGAGGUUAGCUAUUAGCAUAAAGACUGGAAACAAGAACAUUUUUUUGUUUUUUGGAUGGAUUAAACAAACUAUUAUGUGUUAAUUGGUGGACUAUAAAGGAAGGCUAAAUUUGUCAUCAGUGUUCACAGCCAGCCAAGCUGUUUCCAGUCUUUACACUAAGCUAAGCUAACCAGCUGCUGGUGGUAGCUUCAUAUUUACAGACAUAUUAGUCUUCUCAUGAAACUUUUGGUAAGACUGUGUACUUCCUAAAAUGAACUAUCAUUUUAAAUGCAUGACACAUAAAAAUAAAUAAAUAAAUAAAUAAAAAUAAAGUGUAGUUUUCACUUUAACUUUCAUAAUUGCAUGUUGGUUUUUAAUGACGUUUGACUGAUAUUGUAAAGGCUGUAUGCUGUAAGAGAAAUGUGUUCAUGGUUUACAACAAUAAAUGUUCUCUCAAAUA
Seriola aureovittata is the source of this 2986-nucleotide messenger RNA. RefSeq names its product nuclear factor 7, ovary. Gene Ontology annotation, molecular function: protein binding; zinc ion binding. The transcript has 7 exons. Bases 79 to 2076 code for a protein of 665 amino acids. NCBI's taxonomy places the organism in Eukaryota, Metazoa, Chordata, Actinopteri, Carangiformes, Carangidae. The record is from RefSeq and is a predicted model, not a curated record.